ACAUCUCUUGAGGAUUACACAUUCAACCAUCUCUUGCGAGCUGAAAUGAAAUACGCAGUAGUUAUUUUCGUCUUCUUCGGUCUUGUCUGUUUGUCAAGACCUGCAACAUAUGAAGAUAAAUAUGAUAAAAUCGAUCUAGAUGCCAUAAUCAAGAAUGAAAGGCUUUUUAAGACUUAUGUGAAUUGCUUGCUCGACAAAGGGCCUUGCAGACCAGAUGGAUUAGAGUUGAAAAAUAACUUGUUGGACGCCCUCCAGACAGAUUGCCAAAAAUGUACGACCGCACAAAAAGAUGGAUCUAGGAAAAUUAUCCGUCACCUCAUCCAGAACAAGCGUGAAUGGUGGAAUGAAUUGGAAGCCAAAUAUGAUCCUAAGAAAGUUUAUGUCACCAAAUAUGCUGUUGAACUGAAAAAGGAUGGAAUAGUUUUAUAAGAUGAUAAACAAUUACUUUCUAUGUUCCUACUUCAUUGAAUGCAACAAGAUGUGAUCAGUAAUAAUUAUUAGUAGAUUAAAAUUACUGCAUUUUAUUAUGAAUUGUAAAUGAUAUUUUCUUAUCUCAUUGAAUUGUUCGAAUAAAAAAAAAUAUUAUACUUC
Harmonia axyridis is the source of this 591-nucleotide messenger RNA. RefSeq names its product ejaculatory bulb-specific protein 3-like. NCBI's taxonomy places the organism in Eukaryota, Metazoa, Arthropoda, Insecta, Coleoptera, Coccinellidae. The record is from RefSeq and is a predicted model, not a curated record. Bases 46 to 429 code for a protein of 127 amino acids. The transcript has 2 exons.